Messenger RNA from Mollisia scopiformis, 1635 nucleotides. RefSeq lists its product as uncharacterized. The transcript is spliced from 3 exons. The coding region runs from base 272 to 1294 and encodes 340 amino acids. NCBI's taxonomy places the organism in Eukaryota, Fungi, Ascomycota, Leotiomycetes, Helotiales, Mollisiaceae. The record is from RefSeq and is a predicted model, not a curated record.
AACACAGAAAUCGAUGAUGAGAGGUAUGAAAGAGUUAGCUUUACCGUGACGAUUGUUCCAUUAUAGUCAUGGAAAAGCCACCGAGUGUAAUUAUUGCGCAAGACGGACGACAUACGCAGCUCCAAGUCCCAGGGUUGAAUCUGCCUUACGGCUGCCUUGCAGGACGCCUACAGUGGUCCAUAAGGCUGAGUGACCCACCAACAACGCUUUUUAUCGCAACCUCAACUUCUUUCAGAAUCAUGGCAAAUAUUGCAAUCCAUGGUCGAAUACGAUGCCAGGUCCAAAGAGGCCUUACCCUCACGAUGAAGGAGUCUCCUUUGCUCGUACUCCCUGUUUUGUUGAAAAGAGGAGGCUCGUCGCAUUCUCAGAGGCUGGUACUUCGGCUGCCUCGCCCCGAACGACAGUAAGCAUCUACCAAGAUACCUACUGCGAUGAAACUAUGAGAGUGGAUGCGCCCUCUCCGGUGCCUUGUAUCUCUUCUCCGAGCUCUGGUGAUUCACUCGAGGUCCCCAGUUCCACAGAAACCACCUGGACACCCUUGACCGCUUCUUCAAAUACAGAAGCAGCAGAAACAUGGAAUAAGGGUGACGAAAUAGAGAUAUGUUUUGGUAUGCUUGUAAACGGGCUCCUUUUUGCGUGGAAAUCUUCUCCGGUCUCCAUAAUUUCAAGUUCAAGGCUAGGGGAACCGACCUUGAAACCUCGUUUCCGAGCCAAUGGCAUAACUAUUCUAAACUCGGCAAAACAAGAGAUGGGAGUCUUGGACAAUGAGACUGCGAGUGGUAUGAUCGUCCUCAAAAAGGCCGUAUCAUCCGCACGGUUUGACAUAUACGCAUGCCAAGGGAUGAAGCAGGUUCAGAGCCAAGAUGGGACACUAGGCAUGCCACUUGAAAUACUCGUCUUUGGACCGAGAAACUCUCUAGGACAAGUUGGGUCUCUCUUGUCGCAGUCCAGUCUCUUUCUGCAAGAGCCCAUCGACCGUCAACUUUCAGUGUCCUACAAGAACCCACACGUCUUCUCAUGGGACGGGGAGGAGGAUGAUACAAAUUCUAGCUACCUGUUAGAGCCGUCAUCCGAGAGUCAAAUCGGGUCUACAGACAAGAUUCAGGCAGUCCUGAAUGACACGAGUGUCCCUCGAUUAUCUUUUCAGGUUGAACAGGAUGCAAGAAUUACGUCCACCCUCAAGCAGUUAGUGAUUGUUUCUUACUCGAUACUACACAUAUCCACCUCCCGAAUGUGUAUGGACUUUUCAGGCAUUGCCUUGAUAACAUGUGGCUCCUACGCAGACAUCAGUUAAUAGCCUUGAAGUUCAUGGUUUCUCGAGAGGGCUUGGUGGAGACUGAUCGGCUUACACUAUGGAGACCCGUGAAUAGGAAUGGGAGACAAGUGUUCCAAAAUGAGAUUACACACUCCACGAAGAUUUCAGAGCCCGCUGAGUGCCGUGGAGGGAUCCUAGCAGAUGAGAUGGGCAUGGGGAAAUCGCUCUCACUACUUGCUCUUAUAUUAUACACCUUAUCCUGCCAAAGAUCAAACAACGAAGAGAAUGGGUAUCUGUCAUAUCAGAAGAAGGAUAUUCGGUCAAUCGCAACCUUGAUCAUUGCCCCGAAAUCGAGUAAGCCUGUGAUGCCAUCCUUGCAG